UAUUUUUCGAGUGGACCGCGGGUACAGCGCUCAAACGACUCCCACUCCUUAAAUGGAGAAGUUGUGAUAAAGUGGCUACUCGAGUAAAUUCAUAUUUAUUACACAGUCAGCGAGUAACAGUGUGAGUCCGCGCCACCGUCAGGCUGAACGCGGAGCUGCUGCGGUCCCUCGGAUGUCGUGCACGCUGGUCGGCGCCUCCGGGGCUCGGAUCCCUCUGCAGGAUGGCCGGGCUGUGAUUCUGGGCCGGGGUCCGCAGACCGGGGUCAGCGAUAAGAAAUGCUCCAGGCACCAGGUGAAAGUGGUGGCUUGCUAUCCAGACAAGGAUGUGGUUGUUACUCAGCUUGGUGCCAAUCCCAGUUUCCUGGAUGAUAAGCAGCUGGGCCGAGGUCAGUCUGGUAAACUCACCCAUGGAGGUGUUCUCUACCUGGUUAACCACAACCAUCCAUUUAAACUGCACUACUCUCUGAGCUCCAAUGGUACAACCUCCAGUGCUGCACAGAAAAUGCUGAAAGCCACAGAUAAGACAAAAAGAGGAAGGAACGAGAAAGAAAAAGAGACACAGUCAAGUCCGGCACUGAAACGCAGUAUAAAGGAUUUCUUUCCUACCUCCCCCACGAAGUCUUAUAAAAGACAACUGAGCCCAGAGAAGGGGCAACCUGAGGUGAAGCGCCAAAGGAUAGAUGAGGAGGUGACAGGUGAAUGGAUGAAGGAAGAAGAAGAGGAUGAGGAGGAGAGACUGGCAGAGGAAAAGCUCAAGCAGCUGCAGGAGUUGGCAGAGAAGUCUAUGACAGAGAUGAGUAACAACCCCCACCCUUCGUCUUCGUCUUCAUCAUCAUCAUCGUCAAAGGCCUCUCUAAAGAGCAGCUGGCAGCUGAUCGGCAACCUGAUGCUUUACACUGCUGCUGGAGUCAAAGGGAGUGACAAGAUUGCUGGGUUUGACAUAGAUGGCUGCAUCAUCACCACCAAGUCUGGGAAAGUCUUUCCUACCGCACCAGAUGAUUGGAGGAUUCUGUUUCCAGAGAUUCAGCCCAGACUGGCCACUUUGCUCAGAAGAGGAUAUAAGGUGGUGUUCUUCACAAACCAGAUGGGGAUCACUAGAGGCAAACUGAGACCAGAAGUCUUCAAGUCUAAAGUUGAGGACAUACUCACCAGGCUGCAGUUACCUGUGCAGGUGUUUGUAGCCAGCGGUCCUGGUAUCUACAGGAAACCAGUUUUGGGAAUGUGGAACCACUUGUGUGAGAAGGCUAAUGAUGGUGUCCCCGUUGAUAAGACAGCAAGUUUUUAUGUGGGAGAUGCCGCGGGGAGGCCUGAAAACUGGGCUCCAGGGAAGAAGAAGAAGGAUUUUUCCUGCAGUGACCGACUGUUUGCUCUGAACAUGGGGUUGAAGUUCCACACCCCAGAGGAGUACUUUUUGGGCUGGAAGAGCGCCCCCUACAGCCUGCCUGAUUUUGACCCAAGGAAGCUCGACACGGCUGACAGGCUGUACGACCCUCCAUCGGCUUCCCUCACGUCCAGCAGGACAGAAGUCAUUGUUGCCGUGGGUUUCCCUGCUUCGGGUAAAUCCACUUUCUUCCACACCCACAUCAUUCCACAUGGUUAUGUGUACGUCAAUAGGGACACACUCGGGUCAUGGCAGAGCUGUGUGUCGGCAUGUGAGCGUGCUUUGAAGGAAGGCCGGAGUGUUGCUGUGGACAACACCAACCCGGACCCUGAGUCUCGCAAGCGCUAUGUGGACGUGGCCAAAGCGGCAGGAGUGUCCUGUCGCUGUUUCCACUUCUCAGCCUCUCUGGAGCAAGCCAAACACAACAACAGAUUCCGUGAAAUGGCUCCGUCAGAAAGCAAACACGCCAAGGUCAACGACAUGAUUUUCCACAGCUACAAAAAACACUUUGUGGCUCCUGCUCUCUCUGAGGGAUUCUCCGAGAUCCUACAGAUCCACUUUGUCCCGGUCUUCAAAGACAGCCAAUCAGAGACCCUGUUCCGACAGUUUUCUGAGGGCUGAUUGGACGGUUGGCUGACCUGCAUCUUGUCUGGGAUCCCCACUGACCUGUUCACCUUAUAUGCAAUAAGUGUGUCUCAAUUCAGGGGCCGCUUGCUUUAGAAGGCUGCCUUCGUGCACCGCAUAGCCUCAAAGUCUGAACCGAAAAGAGACGAUCUGGUUUACAGAGGAUUGAAGGAUGCAGCCCCUGUAUUAAGACACAGCUUUUAUGGCUUAAGGUCUCUAACUGCACACUAAGAACGGUGAUGUAGUCUAGACUUAGCGCAGCACAGAAUCAGGAAUUGUACAGGAAUGUAUGAUAUAUUCAUGUAUGUGUCCCACGACCUGAUUAUGCAUAUACGUUUUACAUGUGUUGUUUAGAAAGAAUAAAAUAGAUAAAAACACAGUUACAUUACUUUUAUUUGUUAUCAGUGAUUUGUUAAAAGAAAAAUGAUUUCCAAGUAAGCUUACAGUCAGGAAAAUCAU
Paralichthys olivaceus (Japanese flounder) is the source of this 2464-nucleotide messenger RNA. RefSeq names its product polynucleotide kinase 3'-phosphatase (gene pnkp). Gene Ontology annotation, cellular component: nucleus. The record is from RefSeq and is a predicted model, not a curated record. Gene Ontology annotation, biological process: DNA repair. Gene Ontology annotation, molecular function: protein binding; double-stranded DNA binding; ATP-dependent polydeoxyribonucleotide 5'-hydroxyl-kinase activity. Lineage: Eukaryota; Metazoa; Chordata; Actinopteri; Pleuronectiformes; Paralichthyidae.